GCUGCAUUAUUAAAGUGGUACAAGAUGCCGAUGCUGCUGCGGUCCAGAAGGUCCAUCCACCCCGCUCGGGCGAGCGAGGCAGAGCAGACACAGGAGGCGACGCCGAGAAGGUCGACCCGCCUGCACGGGAGGACCAACGUUACGAUCGAGGAGUCAGAUGAGUCAGACUCUGAGUCUGUCCAGAGCCAAGUGAUGGAGACACAUCCAAGUUUAUCAGCCGAGCUGGAGGAGGAAACUGCUGAGGAGGCUGAAAUAACGGAACUGAAGGAUUGUAGCGUUGUGCUGGACCGUUUCAUGCCUGACAACAAGGCUGCGACAAGAGAACUCGAAGAGAAAGAAGACAUGAACCGAAAAGGCGGGAAACCCAUGUCCCGGAUCCCGACUUUCCAAAAACGACCUACCAGUAUGAGCCAGAACACGGAGCUGCCUGUUCCCAAAAAAGAUACCCCCGUCCAGGUAGCUCAGCCUCCCGAGAAAGUUGGAAGUGUAAGCAUGGAGGCCUCAAAAUCCAAGCCGCCCGACGUCAGAGCACUCCCCCUGCCAUCGGUCCGCAUCCCUAAAAUUGGCUUUGAAGCGCCCUCUUUAUUCAUCAGUACAGAACACACAGCUGGAGCAGCUCCUAGUUCAAUUACUACUACACCCAAGAGCUGGAGCUUGUCUGAGUCUUUGCAGAGCCCUUUCAUGACUGUAAGCCCCAGGCCUGCCCUCAGAACGGAGCAAGAGACGGAGCAACAUUUACCAGAGCAAGACCAGAGGAGGCUUGACAUGGGUGACACCAUACCAGAUGCCCCAAUAUCUAAUCUUCCACAUGAGGGCUCCUUCACCCAUAAGCCACCUGAAGAGAAGUACGACACUGCAGUUAGAAGCAGGAUUCCUCUCACUGCCUCUGGGGAUAUAGAAAAGCCAGAGUCUGCAGAGAGCUUUCACACAGCUGAGAUCACCCAAGAGGAUGAUAUUAUGGAUGAAGAGCCACCAUGGGGGACAGAGCCCAUGAACGCACAUGAUUUGAAGGACAGCAGGUCUUCGUCAGAUGCUGAAUGCGAGGAUGACUUGGAAGAUGAAAAGUCCAGAGGCCAGAAUUCUGGAGACCUGAAGGAGUGUCAUGAAGCACUUACAAGCCAGGCAGAGUCUUCAAAUGUUAAGGACGAGAGGGCCAAUACUGAUGAAACGACCUCUCCUGUAGCACCAGAGAAACCUGCUAAACAUAACUCAGCCAAGAGCUCUGGACGCUCCAGUUUCACCUUCUUCUGCUUCCUGCCCAUGACCUUGCUGCUUCUUGGGGGGUUUGGCCAGCAUGUUUGGCAGUACGGGCUUCCUAUGUCUGUGGCUCAGCUCACAGCUCAGCUGGAACUGCACAUGCUAGAGGGCUUUGGCUUCAUGCCACAGCCUUGCAGCACAGACUGUAGAGUGCGUCUGGUGGAGAGCAUCCCCGAGGGUCUCUACCAGUCUUCUCCCUCAUCCAGACAGAGCAUCGCAGACAGCUGGCUACAUCUGCUGGACAAGGCCAACAGCUCGGUCCACAUCGCUGCUUAUUACUUCACUCUAAGAGGCAACGAUUUGGACCUCGCUGGCGCCUCAGACUCUCAGGGAAGAAGUAUCUUUGAUCGACUGAAACAACUUGAAUCUAAAGGGGUGAAUCUCCAGAUCGCAGUCAACGCCCCCCAGACCUCAGCUCUAGAUACAACAGAAUUGGCAGCAACAGGUGCAGAGGUCCGAGAAGUCAACCUCAGUGCUGUUACUGGAGGCAUUGUCCACACCAAGCUGUGGGUGGUGGAUCAAAAGCACUUCUACUUGGGCAGUGCUAACAUGGACUGGCGCUCCCUUAGUCAGGUAAAGGAGGUGGGCCUGUCAGUGGAGGACUGCAGCUGCUUGGCUCAGGAUGCCUUUCGGAUCUUCGGGGUGUACUGGAGCCUCGGUGGGGUGAACAACGGCUCCCUGCCGCCGUACUGGCCUAAUCGUCUCACUGCCCUGUCCAGUUCUCAGAAUCCCCUGCACCUCAAGUUCAAUGGAGUGCCUGCUCAAGUCUAUCUGUCUAGUGCCCCUCCACAGCUCUCUGCCCGCGGACGCUCAGACGAUCUCUCCACCAUCCUGUCUGUCAUCAACGAUGCCCAGAAAUUCAUUUACAUCUCUGUCAUGGACUAUCUCCCUCUGUCCGAAUACACAGAGCCACUCAGGUUCUGGCCUGCCAUCGACACGGCCCUGCGUGCUGCAGCCUGCACCAGAGAGAUCCAGGUCCAGAUCCUGGUGAGCUGCUGGAAACAUUCACCUGCUGCCAUGUUCACCUUCCUGCAGUCCCUGCUGGUGCUCAACAGACCUCCACUGAAUUGCAACAUUGAUGUGAACAUCUUUACGGUGCCUUCAACAGCAGAGCAGAUGAAGAUCCCCUUUGCACGUGUCAAUCAUGCCAAGUACAUGGUUACAGACAGAGUGGUGUAUAUAGGCACGUCCAACUGGUCCGAGAACUACUUCACCCGGACAGCUGGUGUGGGCCUGGUGGUGAACCAGACGGGCUCUGAGGUCAAUGAAGGCCAGGAGACUCUGCAGAGCCAAGCAGAGCAGCUCUUCCUCAGAGACUGGACAUCUCAGUAUGCUACAACGCUCUCUCUUGCUGAUGAGAACGUCUGCCCUCGCAGCCCACACUGAGGGUUUGUUGUUCAGUAAAGCACAUUGCAUUGUACAUGAGCAUCUUGCUUCUCCUGCUACUUGAACUUUAAUUUACUUAUGCAGAAUCCACUUGCUGUACUGUGCAAAUGAACACGGUUAAUUUUAUUGUUGUUUGCAGACUGCCUGUUUUUUGUACAUACUUGCUUUUUUAUAUUUUGUUUCAAAACAUGUUAUUUUUAUAUUCUGUAUCACUCCAACAAUCGCCUUACAUGUGUUAAGGUGAGAGGAAAGUUGCUUUGUACAAUUUUAUUUUAUGCCUGGUGCAUUUUGUAUAUUUUCCUGGUGCCAAGCUUUAAACUCCUGCAGGAAAUAAAACAUUUCCAAAGAGGUGCAUGCACCAUGGUCUUGUUUACACUGUUGAAGCUGAAUCAGAUGGGAGAUCAAGAUUCUUGUAAAUACAAUCAACAUUCAAUUCAUAACUGAUCUCUUGCUCACAAAGGAAUAUAAUUUGAAUGUGUAGCACUACAGUAAGAAAACAACUCAUUCACAUCAGAGAGAGCAUGCCUUGUUUUCAUGCCUCCACCUGAGUCCAAUAGGAAUGUCAUUAGUUAUGCAAGUAUCUGAUCAGAUACUACUGGACCACCUGUGAAAACAAAUAAAAAGAGUUUGUGUUUAA
Molecule: messenger RNA, 3280 nt
Organism: Acanthopagrus latus (yellowfin seabream)
Lineage: Eukaryota; Metazoa; Chordata; Actinopteri; Spariformes; Sparidae
Gene: pld7
Product: phospholipase D family, member 7
Exons: 12
Coding region: 25-2643 (872 amino acids)
Molecular function (GO): catalytic activity
Source: RefSeq, a predicted model, not a curated record